GUCUCGAAUUUUUGGUACGUUAAAACAUCAUGUCGCUCCUCCCGGCGACUCUCGUAAUCCUAACAACCUUCCACCAUGGGUUAUCAUCCGUGGUACCUUUUGACGACUCUGACGUCGGUUUAAACACUGUCCAAAUGAUCGAAAACCACGGCUAUCCUUGCGAAAGUCAUACAAUAACAACCGAAGAUGGAUACAUUCUAGUGUACCAUAGAAUACCGCACGGAAAAAACGACGAUGGUUCCAUCCAGAAACCGCCAGUACUAUUGAUGCAUGGUACUUUUUCCUCGUCAGCUGAUUACGUCAGUAUGGGACCCGAUCGCAGCUUGGCGUACCUUCUAGCAGACAUUGGUUAUGACGUCUGGAUUGGAAACGCUAGAGGCAACGAAUGGUCGAGAAAUCAUACGACUUUAGACGUUGUGAAGGAUGCUGAGGAGUACUUCGACUUUAGCUGGCACGAAAUAGGGUACUACGAUCUACCAGCUGCCAUAGACCACAUUUUGAGCGUCAAUGGUGGUGAUGGCUUACACUACGUUGGACAUUCUCAAGGUACCACAGUUUUCAUGGUUUUGACCACCACUAGACCAGAGUACAGCGACAAAAUUAAAUUAGCGUCCUUGAUGGGACCACCCGCUGCUAUGACUCACCAAUCAAACCCCAUCAUUUUGGAACUUGCAAAAUAUAUUUUCGAAAUUGAAGCGCUAUUCAAGAAAUAUAAAUUUUAUGAGCUUACGUACGUUAAAGAGAUUAGAGAGUUCGCUGCGUCGUACUGUGCCCAACCAGGGUCAUUCGAAAUUUGUGAAGGUAUAAUUUUUGAAUUUAUUGGGGCUGAUGCCCCCCAGCUGGAUAUAAACAUAGUACCUGUACUUUUUUCGAAUAUGCCCACAAAUUCGGCUUGGAAACAACUGUUUCACUAUUUACAAGAAAUUAAAAGCGGAGAAUUCUGUCAGUACGACCACGGAUCGGAGAAAAACUUAGAAAUAUAUGGAAGUGCAAGACCUCCUGUUUACGAUUUAUCAAAAAUUUCGACACCAGUGGCCGCGUAUUAUGGAAAAAAUGACGUUCUUGUAAAUUAUACGGAUGUGCAAAUAUUUAUCAGCGAUCUACCCACUGUGGCCAAUGAUUACUUAGUCCCGUUUGACUUAUUUAACCACUUUGACUUUAUGUAUGCUACAGAUGUUGUAGAUCUACUGUAUGUAGAACUAAUCAAAGUAAUGCAACAGUACUAAAAUUAGCAAUUAAUUAAAAGAGUAAAUUAAAAGUAAUGU
Zophobas morio is the source of this 1265-nucleotide messenger RNA. Its product is annotated as lipase 3-like. Gene Ontology annotation, molecular function: hydrolase activity, acting on ester bonds. Gene Ontology annotation, biological process: lipid metabolic process. The transcript is spliced from 5 exons. The coding region runs from base 30 to 1226 and encodes 398 amino acids. NCBI's taxonomy places the organism in Eukaryota, Metazoa, Arthropoda, Insecta, Coleoptera, Tenebrionidae. The record is from RefSeq and is a predicted model, not a curated record.